UCGAACCGUCCAUUUCGCCAGCUAUGUCGUCACCAAGCGCCGCGGUCCCUCAUCCCGACCGAAAACCAGCGGGCAAGUUGGCCACGAGAGAGCCCGCGGCGGCGGCCGCGCCACCACCCGCGGCGGUGGCCGCGCAGGCAGCGGCGCAGCGCAUUUCGGUCCGCAUAUCGAUGGCCGAGGGACAGGCGGAAACCUCCUGUGUUGUCUGCCUCCAGCCGUGCAGCUCGAAGGCGUGCAGCUGCUCCUACAUGCACAAGGACUGCGCCGAGCAAUACGCGAAGACCUUUAGCGCCGCCAAAUGCAAGGUGUGCGGCGUGGGCUUUGAGCCAUCGCGGCUCAACAAGAGGAAGAUUGAUGACGAGGACCGGCGAGGGGAGGAGCUCGCCCGCAAACGCGCGAGGGAGCGAGCAGCCACCGAGCGCGCCACCAACCUCGAGUGGGCGCGUCUCGUCGCGCCUAGCGCCGCCCACAUCCUGCUGCGCCACUACCGGCACGCUGAGGAGGAGAGCGGGCCAGGCGCGGCCGAGGUGCGGCCCCUCUGUUUCGACUCUGUGGUGCUGAGCCUCGUCCACUCGGGCGAGCAGUACCUCGACGACCUCUCGGAGCGGCUCUGCGACACACAGCCUCAGAGCACCGUCGAGGCAGCGGUGUCGCGCCUGCGCUCCAUCGCGGACGAUCUGAUGACCGAAGGGGUCGACGCCUCCUGCGGCGCCCUCUUCAUGCGCCUCUUCAACCAGGUGCUCGAGCGGCGGCUCGGGCCGCCUUAAGGACUCGGCGCCCGCCUCUACGUCCCGGACGCAUGGCAUGCGCAGUUGCCUGCACGCUUCCGUCCCAGACCUGACAUCGCACCACAUGCGCGCCCCCCACCUUGGCAUCCCAACACUCGCCGAGCCCCAGCCGGCGCGGCAGAGUCGAGCAGAUGCGGCGCUGCUCUACGAGCGAGAGCCGUACGAUACACACCGCAUUACACCGGAGCCGGUCCAGUGCCAAAGGUACUGAGACCACUGCCUCUUGUACAUACCCCGCGCCCUGUUCUCCUUUUGCCUUUGUAUGAUUAUGGAUCCCACUG
This is a messenger RNA of Emiliania huxleyi CCMP1516, 1069 nucleotides long. RefSeq lists its product as hypothetical. The transcript is spliced from 2 exons. The coding region runs from base 24 to 767 and encodes 247 amino acids. Lineage: Eukaryota; Haptophyta; Isochrysidales; Noelaerhabdaceae. The record is from RefSeq and is a predicted model, not a curated record.